Molecule: messenger RNA, 2144 nt
Organism: Sebastes umbrosus (honeycomb rockfish)
Lineage: Eukaryota; Metazoa; Chordata; Actinopteri; Perciformes; Sebastidae
Exons: 4
Coding region: 530-1906 (458 amino acids)
Biological process (GO): regulation of transcription by RNA polymerase II
Molecular function (GO): DNA-binding transcription factor activity; RNA polymerase II cis-regulatory region sequence-specific DNA binding
Source: RefSeq, a predicted model, not a curated record
UGAGUGGGCUAUUUGCUGGACUACUGAGGACUCGCCGGGCUCUCUCUCACAGAGUCGGUGUGAUGAGCCAACAACGUUAUAACAUCAGCAGCAAACCACCUAAAGACAACAUCGGUCCGGGGGUAGGUUGUUUACACAUGAGCAGUCCAUGUUCGUGCUGGCUGUGAUGGCUGUGACCAUCCUCGGACCUUCAGGGUGGAUACUUUCUCACCUGGAUGAAUAUAAAUCCCAUGGCUGAUGAUGGACCAGGCCCUGAACGCAUCUUUUACACCUGUUAAACAGCUGCUGUUUUUUACAUUUCGUUGACAUAAUAAACUUGAGUUUCUCAUAAUGUAACUUGUUUGUAUUGUUUUGGUGCAGUUCAGCCUCCAUACCAGUAGGUGUCAGGAGCUGAAUGCGGAAGUGAAACCUCUCUCUCUUUGCUUAUAAACAAGGCAUCCAUAGCUGUGUGAAAUCCUGUGAUCCGUAGAGAGUUUUUAUUUAAUACCAUAUCGCAGCACAGAGAGCUAAAAGUGCCUUUGAACGCACCAUGAAGCCGCAGCUGGCUAAGAAGCGUCCUAAAGCAGCAUCAGCCGGAGGAGACGAGUCUGCUGCUGCGUGUCUGCAGGAGGAGCUGUCUGCAGCGAUACACGGAGCCUUUGAGGUGGCCGUGGAGAUCGCAGUUCGAGAGGUGACGAAGCUGGUGGGUCAGGCGACAGCAGACGUCUGUGAGGAGAUGCGACGAGAGAACCAGUCCCUCAAACAAAGACUGCAGAGAGCUGAAGCUCUGCUGGAGGAAAGAGGAGGUGGCGGUGGGUCUCCUUCUCCUCCUGCAAAGAAACUCCUGAAUGCAACCGACCGUGCAGAUCACCCUAGUAUAUACAAUCCCAAAAUCCCAAAGCCCCAAAUAAGCAAAGUGCACAUCAGUGUCACGGGGGUCAGAGGUGACUCUCCUCCUCCUGCAGGUCACAGCCGUGCACUGCAGCCUCCUGAUGACCAGCAACGUCAACAUGUGGAGCAGAUGUGUGAUGUGAAGACUCAGCAUGGCAGUGAUGCUGCUUCAGAGAGUGAUGGAGAUGAUGGGUGUGCUGUUGCCUUCACUAAAGAAGAAGUCAGCGAAGGGAUCUCCCGUAUGUGUGUGGUGAGGGUAGAACGCAUCAACCAGCCAUGUCAACAACUGGCAGCUCAAGACCGCAACUCGCCACCACUUCCCAGUACAGUAAAGCAGGAGGAAGAGGAUUCAGCUUGUUAUUUGGACUCUAUCAAAGUGGAGGAUUUCAGCCCGGACUGUAUGUCAGCGGUCCAGUCCAAAAUGCUGGAGGAGUGGAAGCCAGAAGCGCUGGAUAUGCAGAUCCAAGACUCAGAUGCUGCUCUGUCCUGCACCACCAGGCUGGCUCAGGAGUUCCCAAACAUCUUCCAGCUGGCAGAACCAGCUCCCAUCCCAGAGGCCCCCCCACAGGUUCAGGAAGCCCACGUGCGGACCAGCCGCAACCUCGGACACACCUUCGCCAACCUCUACACCUGUAAGUCCUGCAACCAGACCUUCAACCUGCCCAGCCUGCUGCGGCGCCACUACGGCCAGUGCCAGCAGAGGCUCCAGCAGUAUGGCCAGCAGCCCGUAGAUGGGAGCAAGAGGACCAGACUGCAGCUUUACCCGCCGGGCUGCAGCCCUUUCCGCUGCACCGAGUGCAACCGAGAGUUCAACCGCAUGGAGAACCUCAAGACUCACUUUCGCAUCCACACGGGAGAGAGGCCGUACACCUGCGCCGUCUGCUCCAAGUGUUUCCGUCACUCAGGGGCGUUGACCAGGCACUUCCGCAUCCACACGGGAGAGAAGCCUUACAUCUGCGGACAGUGUGGGAAGUCCUUCACAAACUGUGGGGGGCUUAAAUUCCACCAGCGUUCACACUGCAAGCAGCUACAGUAGCUACACAUUGUUUUUUUAAUAUGAGGUGGAAACUGCUGAUAUGCAAUGCCCAAUAUGUUUAAACUAGGGCUGUCAAUCAAUUAAAAUAUUUAAUUAGAAUGAAUUGCAUUAUUGUCAAUCAUUAAUCGCUAUGAAUCCCAAAUUAAUUAAUUAAUUUACCUGUUCAAAAUGUACCUUAAAGGGAGAUUUGUCAAGUAUUUAACACUCUUAUCAACAUGGGAGUGGGCAAAUAUGCUUG